Guyanagaster necrorhizus is the source of this 1093-nucleotide messenger RNA. RefSeq lists its product as uncharacterized. NCBI's taxonomy places the organism in Eukaryota, Fungi, Basidiomycota, Agaricomycetes, Agaricales, Physalacriaceae. The record is from RefSeq and is a predicted model, not a curated record. The coding region runs from base 116 to 1027 and encodes 303 amino acids. The transcript has a single exon.
AGAUGAGGAGCCUCCUGAGCCAUUGGAAUUGGUAAGCUAGCUUGUCCAUCAUUCGCGCUCAGCUCCUCAUUCGAAAUAGAUCUCAACCGUCGAGAUCGAAAGGCUCUUUCAGAGGAUGCUUCGGAGGUUGAAGCGCAAGCUGCGGGAACGCCAGCAGCGCCACCCGCCCAUUGAGUACUUCGCCGACGGGUGUCCGAUCCCCAAAGACCACCCCGACGUGGACGAAAUUAUCCUAUACCCUCAACUCGACUCCGGAUGCCAACCGCCACUGAAGCUUCCGCAUGCCAUCGAUACCAAUAGUGGCGCCUUCGCGUCGAGCGACCGCCCCGUAUUGAGUGGCGGUGACCGCAAAGACCUUGCCAUUCCUAGCUAUGGGCCAAUGCGGGCCUUCCAUUUCGUUGACAACAAGCCACCUGCAAGCGAAACAUCCUUCCACGAUCUCCCUAUUGACCACGCUGCGCUUGGUUACACAACAACUACUUUCAAUCCCUUCAGCGGCCAUAAUCCACAAGGCACCGCUUUCCCUCCGCAGACCAAGGAUGUCGCGAUUCCAAACCAUUACGGGCACCACUUAGUCGGCGGAUCCCACAAGGUGCCACCCUCAGUCAGAUUCAACCCCUUUGCCGACGACGGACCGAUUGUAGACCAGAGGCCGUCGGACAGGGGGUCGUACUCGGAGAAUGCGAAUGGAGGCCGACCCGUUCUUACAGAUCCGUUCAACAACAGCAUCAUCCUCGACCAUACAACGUUCGGGAUGGCUCAGUGGGAACAUAUCCAGCCUGCUCUCCAGCAUCAGUACGCCGCCAUCCCCACCGAGCGCGCAAAUAUCCAGGCUGCUGAACACGACCAAGGCAGGUCAUACCCGAACAAUCAAUACGUGUAUAGUCAAUGUGACACGAUUCGGCGCACCAACACAGGCGACAGCAGCGCCAGCUCUUCUUCCAGAACGUUGGUCAACAACAGUGAUCCAGUCAUUCCCAAGAUAUUCUAUUGGGUGGAUAGAUUCAACAAAGCGCACAUGAUCUAAAUGUUUUGAUUUUGAUACGUAUCCAUCUGAAACAUUAGAGUAAAUACGGGGCAAUUACAAGUUGUG